Molecule: messenger RNA, 4468 nt
Organism: Styela clava
Lineage: Eukaryota; Metazoa; Chordata; Ascidiacea; Stolidobranchia; Styelidae
Biological process (GO): G protein-coupled receptor signaling pathway
Cellular component (GO): plasma membrane
Molecular function (GO): G protein-coupled receptor activity
Source: RefSeq, a predicted model, not a curated record
UAUGUCUGCCAAUUACAAUUACACGGUAUUAAUUUUCCGUUUGUAAUUAGCAAUACAGUUAUCGGUGUGUUUUUUUGGGAAAGUUUCAACAAAGUGUUUGGUAGUUGAAGAGUGAUUUUACAAGUUUAUUUCACUUCCUGCUCGAAUUACACAUCUGGUCAACUAAACCGUUUAUGGAGGGUAAAGGUUAUAUAAGAACAAACAGAUGUGGGCGAGGACUAGAUAUAUAACAGAAAAGUAACUCAAAAAUCAGAAAUUGACAUUUUUAUUAUGUUUCGUGGAUCCUAAAAACAGUUAAAAUAGAAUAAAACUGGAAUAAAAGUUUGACAAUUUGAAGAAAUGUCGAUGUAUGUGAAAAACACCGAAAUGUUAAGUGCCACCGUUAGGGGUGGCGAAUAGUAAAUGUAAUUUUUAAUAUGCUCCUUUAACAAUUCCUUCCAACAAACCUUUAUAGGAUUUUUCCUAAGUACAGUAAAUAUGCUUUUGUGUAAAGCUUUUGUAGCGUGCUCGUGUUUGUUUGCUGUUGCCAACUCUCAAACAGUGAAUGCUCGUCAGCCAUCCUUACCCAUAACUCCAGAAGCCGCUGGAACAAAUAUUUCGAAGAGCAUUGGUGCUACGAUGAAGAUACCAAUUGUUCUGAGAUGCCCAAUCUCAAACAAGGCUAAAAGAGCUUGUGCAAAAACUAUAAAGGGGUUCAAGUCAAAAUGGUAUUCAGGAGGGAGUUACUUGCAAAAGUUUUUUGAGCAGCUUAAAGCUUCAAAAUGCCCACAACUCAAAGAAGUGUGCGAUGAAAUGCUAUAUUCAAGAUUUUCAGAAUACUCCCGUCUCGUGUAUGCGUUUCAUUGCAAUCCUGAAAAAUUUAUAAAAGAAUGUGACCAAGUAAUUCCACCUGGGCGCCAAAUUCCUUCCGAUGACACAUGUGAUCACGUCAGAUACAAUAUGACGUCAUCGGAAUUCACUACGGAAGAACUUGUGAAACCAUGUAUGCAAGUUGCAAUGUAUGGAUCAAUUUCUGGUGGAUUUGGAUAUUAUCAUGAAGUAAUUGACGUAUAUGUGCCGUUCUGUGAUAUUUCAUGGUGCGGAUUUGAUGGCAAAACUAUUGAAGAAAGAGGACUUACCAGUUGGGAUUGCAUGACUCCAGGGUGCCGAACCAAUUUGGUGAUAUCUUCAGUCGUAUGUGCUUUAUUAGCCUUGGCAAUCAUUUUGGCAAACGUUACUGUUAUCAUCGUCUUUACAACAAGCCCAAAGUUAAGAAACAGCCAAGCAGUGUACAAAAUUUCAUUAGCAAUUGCAGAUUUAUUAGUGGGCGUGAUAGUAUUGCCGACCUUUGUUUCAACUCUUUUGCUGCUCUAUCAAUCUCCAGUUAAUAUGGGAGAUGUUUGGAAAAACAGUCCGCGAAACAGCGAAGGAACGUUGAGACGAAAUUCUGGAGGACGAUUCAAACAACGUACAUCGCCCGAGUAUAUUGACUUUGUUGGUUUUUUCACUAUAUUGUCUUUAAUAGUUUCUAUAUACACUCUCAUGAUAGCAAGCUUUGAUAGAUUCUUAGCAAUUUACCAACCUAUGCGAUAUGGUAGGCAUAAUGCUAAGAGACUUGCAAUAUGGGCAUCUUUGGGACUUUGGUCUGUCGCAAUAUUAUUUUCCGCUAUGCCAUUUUUUGUUCCUGAAAUGACAUAUGGAUUAGCAGCUUCUAUCAUGGUAGCAUCUCAAGAAACAUCUGCUCUUAUUCUAUACGCAGUUGUUGUAGUUAUUCCGCUAAUUGUUGUAUGGGUCACAACAAUUGCUACAUUCAUGUCCACCAAAAAGCACGCAAGGAGGCGACAAACGCUGACAAUUCGUCGCCAAAGCUCUGAUAACAGCACAAAGCCUGUUACAAGUAUGGAAACAAGAUUGGCUCGAACUCUUGCAUCGAUGGUUGGGAUAUUCACUUUAUGUUUAUUGCCUGCAGCUGUGAUAUUAAUUGUUCCACACUUUCUUGGGAAUCUGUAUCAUGAUUAUCCACGUGACUUUGACCCAAUGGCAAGCAAAAUUUUCAUAUCAACCGAGUUUGUAACAAUUCUCAUUCUUAUGACUAACAGCUUAUGGAAUUGUUUCAUAUACAACGCCAGAAGCGACGAUUUUAAAAAAGCUGCAAAACUGCUAUACUCCACACUGCUGCGAAAGUUAGGAUUUAACGUUAUAUGGAAAAGAACGCGGAGUUUUGCAACAUCAACAGUGCGUGGUAGGCGAUCUACUAUUAGUACUCAGUUGAUUCACGCAGGACCUUCAGAAAAGCGGUCUGGGCGCAGAAAGAGAAGUGCGGGGGAAGCAAAUGGAGUUACAUACGAUAGAAAAUUAUCUGAAACCAGCAUGACUUCGCCUGUCAAUAUAUACAGGUACACACCGGACAAGCUCGCAGACGAUAAAACGCAAAACGAUUUAGAUCAUAAAUCGAAAGAAAUGGUCAAGCAGGAAAAUAAUAACGUUCAGAAUGCAGAAUUAGAUAAAAAUGAUGAAGUGCAAAAGUGAAGGAACAAAUUCAUUGUUACUCGGGAAUAUCUGUUUGCUUGUCAUGCAAUGAAGAAUUUUCAUAUUUCAAAGCAAAAUGUAAUACUAAAUUGGUCUGACUUGACUGACUCUGACGAAGUUCACCUCGCGUUUUCAGUGGAGUUUGAUGAACCUUAUUUUGUGUAUCUGAUCAGGUGCCAAAUGGAAACCUAAAGUAGACACUCUAUGUGUGCACUCGGACUUUUCUAAUGUAUUCACAAAUUAAUAUUACAUAACAUUGGACCUGUCUUUAUGUACAUAAAAGUAAAAAUACAUUGCUUAUAAAUUAGAUUUCAGUAAAACUAUACUUUUAUUAUAUUUCAUUUAUAUGUUUUAAAAUGGUACUUUUUCAUUGUAGCCUAUAUGUUUCAGGUAUCAAUUUUUCGUCAUUAAUCGAACUGCUAUGAAACUAUUUGUCAUACUAUUUUGUCAUAAACAACAGUUGUCUCACGUCCAUAUGCUAUAGGUCAAGGUUGUGGAUAUCAUUCGAUGUCGAGUGAAACUUAUGGUCGACUUCAAAAAGUUCAAUAUGUAAACAAUUAUUUUUCUAAACAGAUCUUUCUUUAUAGGUGCCUGUUUCUAAGUAUAUGGUUGCAAAAGAUCAAAAAGAUUGGCACAACCAAGAUGGCUAAUUCUAAACAAUUUACUACGCUUCAGUUUUCUACAAAUACAUUCGCGCAAAAUCAUCAUAUUGUUCACAGUGUAAUGUUAUGAUCGUUACUUAAGCCAAUGAUAAAAAAUUUAUAUUUCAUAAUAUAUUUAUUAUGUAUAAGAUGCUGAUGAUAUUACUUUAUGGAAAAUUAUUCUUAUAAACGUUUCAAAUAUUGCUUCGUUUGCACUCCGUAAUUCUAUAAGUAUUUUAGUUAUUCGUGUUGAUUCAGAAACUGAAAGCAAGCAAUGAUUUUUGUCAAAAUACUGCAUUAAAAUAUUCACGCAAAUGUCAAGAUAAUCUCACUGUUGACAUAUAAACGCUGAAAGUGUUAUCAUAUUACGUUUAAUGUCAUAAUAGUGGUGGAAAUAUGAUCUAGAAUGUUUUCAAUUUAAACGAAAACUGGUUUAUGUGACUUUCAGUUUGAUCAUGUUUAAUUGAUAAACUGAUUAGAAGAAAUUCAUAUCUGAUUUCCAUUUGUUUGUUAAUUUUUACCGCCUUACCUCACCUUAUUCAAACACAUAACUGUGCAAGAAAAGUAAAUGUUUGAAAAAAGUGUAUGUAUUUUUGUAUAUGUAUGUAAGGUUUCCAAAUAUAAAUAUAACUAAUAAUAAGCUACACUCUAUUUCUAUAUGCGAAAUUAUUUCUAUCUGUAUGUUUUCCGGUUUAUCAACCAUUCUUUUCAACUUUACUUUCUAAGCACCUAAAACGUUUAAAUUUACUGAUAGAUUACAAGAAAACUUUAAAGUGUAAUAAGCUACAUUAUGUUCAGAAUGUCUCUAAAUGUAAUUUUAACAUAACUUUCAACGUGAUCACAGUUUUCUUUUGAAAUCAUCAUACAUUAACUGCCACAGAGCAGGUGCAAAUACUUCGUCAUUUUAUUUGUCGGCCUAUGAAUCAGAAGCAAUAGUUUUUGUUCGAUUUAAUAAAGCUUAUUCAUUUUACAUAGACAUACAGUUAUUACAAAUGAUGUUUCGAGAGUUGGCAAUCAUGUAUUUUCAGAAUGUAUUGAUUAUCACGAAAGUUUGCAAAACUCAUUUGUCACGAUAAAAAAUUUGGAAUAAAAAUUACGUUUAGGCUAAAUUGUAAGUUGCGAUCUACUGGGUGAUCCAAAUGUGAUAGCUAUUGAAAACAUUUAUCGGCAGUGCUACUACAUCUUUACAUCUGAAGACAUUAUCACUAAUAGUUCACAAAAUAUUUUCAUGAAUUGUUUUGUAAAUUUGAGGUAAAUUUUUCUACAGUAUGUUCAACUUCCUCUCCAAGUUUCAAUAAAGAUAUAUUACAUAAAUUUAA